UGCGGCGGCCGCUCCAUGCCUAGCUGCGGGGCUGCUCGCCCCCAACGCGCCUGCGCGCCAGAGCAUCCCCGUGGCCCAGGCGAAAGCGCCGCCGCGAGAGGGAGGGGCCAGCCGGCGCGGUUGCUAGGAGACGGCGCCCGAGCGGCCUAGCCCGGCAGCCGCGGCAGGAGAAGCCGGUGGCGGCGGCGGCGGCGGCGGCGGCUUCGGGGCCAGGCCGGCUCCUCCUUCUCCGCUCCGGCGCCCUCUCCCUCGGGCGCUCCCCCUGCCCCGCGCCUCAUGCUGUGGGCUCCGCUGGGUGGGAGCGGCCGCCACGGGCCCCCCCCAAGCCGAGGAGGAAGAGGCGCCGCCGCCGCCAGACUCGGAGCAGGAGGGCGGGCACAUAUGGUUGACUCUGUGUAUAGCAGCACGGACCCAGACUUGGAAGUAAUCAAUGAGGUGCAGUGGAGUACAAAUUCUGGGCAGUCUUGGCAAUGAGAGGACUUUGUGGGUAGCUGGCUAGAAGGUGAACGUGAUGACGGCCUGGUCUAGGGUGGAAAGACUGAAAAUGGAGAAGAGGCAUUCCCAAGAAGAGAGGACUGCUGAGCAAGAUGGUGGCGAUUGCAGCCCUGAAUCAGAAGACUGGACAAGCUCGGAAAGCGAGCCAGAGCAGCCCUGCUUUCAGAACAGCUGCAGCAACCCUCAGUGGAGGGAGAAGGAGAUCUCCCACAAACCACACCGGCAACUUUGCCGCUCGCCUUGCUUGGACCGCCCGAGUUUUUCACAGAGCAGCCUCCUUCAGGAUUUAAAAUUAGAAGAGAAUAAAACAAACUUGAGCAAGGAAUAUCAAGCUAAAAUAGAUUUUGCUUUAAAGCUGGGGUAUGCUGGAGACCAGAUUGAAGCCGUGUUGAACAAGCUGGGGGCAGAUGCACUCAUCAAUGACAUUUUGGCAGAACUUGUGAGACUUGGAAACAAGGUGGAGAACGAAGGACAAGCCAGCACGGGAAGUACCCCUGGGACCUCUGGAGCAAGUACCAAGGAAGCUGCCAGUCCAGAGCUGUCUCUGGAGGAUGAAGUGGUAGACAACUCUGACAACUUGAGACCCAUCGUCAUUGAUGGGAGUAAUGUGGCAAUGAGCCAUGGCAAUAAAGAAGGAUUUUCCUGUCGAGGGAUUCAGCUCGCUGUUGACUGGUUUCUGGAGAAAGGUCAUAAAGACAUUACAGUGUUUGUGCCUGCAUGGAGGAAAGAGCAGUCUCGACCCGAUGCCCCAAUUACAGACCAAGAGAUCUUACACAAACUGGAGAAAGAAAAAAUUCUCGUCUUCACCCCAUCUCGGAGAGUUCAGGGGAGGAGGGUGGUCUGCUACGACGACCGCUUUAUUGUGAAGCUGGCUUAUGAUUCCGACGGCAUCAUUGUAUCCAAUGACAAUUAUCGCGACCUCCAAAAUGAAAAGCCAGAGUGGAAGAAGUUCAUAGAGGAACGGCUCCUGAUGUAUUCGUUUGUGAAUGACAAGUUUAUGCCACCCGAUGACCCAUUGGGACGCCAUGGCCCCAGCCUUGAAAAUUUCCUAAGGAAAAAGCCUGUUAUUCCAGAACACAAAAAACAACCAUGUCCUUAUGGCAAAAAGUGCACCUACGGACACAAAUGUAAAUAUUACCACCCGGAACGAGCAAACCAGCCCCUGAGAUCCGUAGCAGAUGAGCUUCGUAUCAGUGCCAAACUCUCUGCUGUGAAAACGAUGAGUGAAGGUGCUCUGGUCAAAUGUGGCACGGGGCCAAUCCUUUCCAAAGGGGAAACCACUUCGGAAGUGAAGCGCAUUGCUCCCAAACGCCAGUCGGAUCCGAGCAUUCGGUCUGUGGCUGUGGAGCCCGAGGAGAGGCUGUCGAUGGCACGGAAGUCGGAGGCCAACUCUGUCCCGUCCCUUGUUUCUGCAUUAAGUGUUCCGACCAUUCCGCCUUCCAAAAGCCAUGCUGUUGGGGCAUUAAAUACGCGGUCCGCUAGUAGCCCCGUGCCAGGCUCAUCUCAGUUCACCCAUCAGAAGUCCUCCCUGGAGCACAUGGCCAGCAUGCAGUAUCCUCCCAUCCUGGUCACCAAUAGCCAUGGUGCUUCAGUCAACUACACCGAUCAUUACCCCAAAUACGAGUCUUUGGGGGACCACGGCUAUUAUUCCAUGCUCAGCGACUUCUCCAACUUGAGCAUUAGUAGCAUGCAUAACACUGAUUAUUACAGGGCUGACGUCGACCAAGGUAUCUAUUCAAGGAACUCCAGCCCCUGCCCCGACAGUUGCUUAAGCCAUACAAGUAACGAUUCUUACUCCUCUUACACGGACUUGUAUCUGGGUGUAGGAGACACAAGCCCAGAAGACAACGUGAAGGUCCAUCGCCUCCCGCCACAAAGCCGCCUCCAGCCUUUCUCCCACGGUUACCACGAGUCCUUAACUAGAGUUCAGAGCUAUGGCACCGAAGGGUCGAAACAUUCUCCGCGCAAGCAUUCGGCCUCUCUGGCACUACAUGUCCAGCACCCAGUCAUUGGCGCACGCUCCAGCUGCCCAGGUGAUUACCCUGUGCCUCAGAACAUGCACCCGUCGGCCACUGCCCAGCCGAGCCGUGCCCUCGUCAUGACCCGAAUGGACAGCGUUUCGGACUCGCGGCUCUAUGAAAGCAACCCCGCGCGGCAGAAGCGGCCGCCCCUCUGCCGAGAGCAGCAUGCUAGCUGGGAUCCAUUACCAUGUGCCACAGAUGCCUACGCCUUCCAUUCUUACCCACUGAGCCACAAUCUCAUGCAGCCGUGUUAUGAACCUGUCAUGGUCAGAAGCAUGCCGGAGAAAAUGGAGCAGCUCUGGAGGAAUCCUUGGGUUGGCGUCUGCGGGGAGCCGCAGGAACCCCACAUCAUCCCCGAGCACCAAUACCAGACCUAUAAGAAUCUCUGCAAUAUUUUUCCUGCAAACGUCGUCCUCUCUGUAAUGGAGAAGAAUCCUCACAUGACAGAUGCGCAGCAGUUGGCAGCGAUGAUUGUUGCCAAAUUGAGAACAGGGCGUUAAAAGGCAUCGCCUCGGAGCCACUGCUUGAAUUCCUGAAGAUAAAAUAUUGAUCAAAAUAUUGAGGAGAGCCCUAGAAAUGGGGAAGCAAUUCUCCACUUGUAAAAAAAUUUUUCUAACUGCGGGAUCCGAUUCUGUAUAUUGUUGUCACAAUUAUAUUUCAUAUGUGUGUGUGAAGCAUUCUGUGAAAGCAGACUGUAUUGUAAAUACGAAGAAAUGAGCAUUUUUAAAGCAGGGAUUUUUAAAACAAAGCAUUUUACAUGAAGUGCAUACCUUAUGCAUGGAUGUCUCCUUCUUGAAUUUGAAAGGUUCUAUGUUGGUAUGUCUGAAACCAGGUCAUUCGAAACUAUUAGCAAUUGUAUUGCAUGAGUCAGUGUGUGGUUUUCAGUAUUCACUGGUGUGUUCCAGUAUAAAAUAGGGCUUUUGAAACAAGCUCUCUGCACCUGAGCAUCUUCACAGAAAGGAAUUUCGCCUGUCCAUGUUAGGUAUCCAUAAAAAAAAAGGCGUUGGUAACACAAGCCCAAUCAGUUGGCAUAACAAUUUUACUGUUGCCAACAGGAAUCUCCUGUGCCAAAGCAGUGGCUCCAGUGGAGAGUCUGCCUAGUUAUUGGGGAAUUCCCCUUAUGUGCAAUGGUUUUUUUUAUUUUGCACAUGAGGAGCAUUGCCCAGCCUUGAAGAGACCAGGAGUGUAGUUGCCACAUGCGUGAAGCCCAAUGUGUAUAUUGGACCCACUGGACAGUUUUGGCCAGUGCUCUUCGGGAGAAAGAAUGGCAAUGUCCAAUCGACUGCUUGCAAGUAAGUCAAAUAAUCCUCAGCUUAAAAAGCAGGUGCAACAUUUGCACUUCGACAUGACCUUGCUCAGGCAUUUCUGAGCUUUCAACUCUACCUACAAUCUGAAAACCGUAAAGUUGUAGCAUUCCUGAUCUAAAUUCUACUUCCCCGUCCUCGCAUCUUGACCAAAACACAUGGUGAAGCAUUGUGUUGACCGGAUGCACGACUGUGUGAAUAAGCCGAUUAAUUUUAUUUUGUUUAAAUGGCAACCUGGAUAUUGGAAGGUGGGCUAAUUUUUCAAAGGGAUGUUUCAGAUGUGGUUUUACUGCAAUCCUGCUUCCGUUUUGCACUUUGAAUCCAUGCCAAGCUGUGCCAGCACUGCCAUUCUGUGGGUGGCAGUGUUGGUGUGAUGAGUGUUUUGCUCAGGGGUGGGUAACUUUUAUAUGUCUCGCCAGGAGGCGUGGAUGGCGGUGGAGGCUUUUUCUUCUGCUCUUAAGGUUGUACUAACUGGACACCCUUUUUAAAUCCAAUGUGUAUUUCAGCAUUUUGAACCACUACUAACUUGAUACAUCUCGAGUUAGGACUUUGUUGACUUCUACUGUAGUUUUUUUUCAUGAAAGUCGAGAAGGCCCGGUUUCCGGCCUUUUGUUUCUUCAUGAGAAGGUGUGACACUGCCUAAAUGUUUCUAACUAUGAAACACACGGAACGUGAGGCUGCGGUCAGGGUUGUUUCUGGCGUUUUGAUAACGGCUUGCAAGCUGCUUUCUGGUUAUUGGGAGAUCCCGGGGUGGGGGUGGGGGGCUGGGGAAGGGAAUAAACUCGAGUAUAGUGUCCUCCACUAGGAUGAUAGCACAGAUGCUCGGAAUGUCUGACCCAUUUUCAAAUUGUUUCAGUUGAGUCUGCUUAGGGCGGCUCUGAAUAAGAAUGGUUGUGCCUUCAUGUUGAAUGUUCAGCCAGCUGCACCCGAGAGUUCCACGGCUGGCUCUCCCAGUUGGCCUCUCAUGAAACUGGGCAUUUUUGGGCCUCAGCCAGGUGGUGCCCAUGGACAGACUAGUGAUACAGCUGUGCUAAAAGGAGACACAGAGAGAAAGUUGCCAGUUUGCCAUGCUGCUGAUGGAGCGCACAAAUACUGAAGCGAGAGCCCACCUGAGUGAUUAAUCCCCAUGAGUAAUCUCUGUUGAUCCAAGGGACUCGGAGGUUGCUUUCCAACAGUAGGGUGGUCAUCUCACGAUGGUCAGCUUUAUUUCCAGGCAUACCUGUGCCUAAAGGCCAAGGCACAGAACCAUGGGGUUCUGGGUUCCCUGGUACUCUUCCAGGUGCUGGUGCAUGAGGGCAGUCUGGAUGGUAAUCUUGGUCCACUUCAGAAAGGUCUGGGAUGGCUUGCCACAUAGCUGGCCAUUUCCCUGAGCAGCAAUCCUUCUCUCCGAUCUUUAAAACCUGCGCUGUGGGCAGGCAGAUCAGCCCCCCGUGUUUUUCUUUUUGUACCACUAAAAUGCACUAACCUUCCCAACACAGGUGGUUUGUGUUUGCUUCUGGCCUACUUUCAAAUACUUUCUCACCUUUAGAAUGGGACCUUAGUUGUUAACUGUAUAAAGUUACCUGAUACAAGCAGCUUAGAGCAAUGCCUCAAAUAACCAGAAAUGACCUUUUGUUUGUUGAUACAAAUUGUAUCUCUUUCUUGAUUGUAUAAAACAAUGUACACAAGCCAUCUCUAGAUUAGCUUCAAUACUGUAUUUUCAUCACUAUGUUUGUGACACUGUGUGUCACAGGGGAGUAGCCCAUGGAGGAUUAUGAAUCUUGUUUAUUUAAAAUGGGCACUUAGCCGUUUAUAGAAAAACUAAAAGGCAACUUUUCGAAUCCACUUUAUUACAACAAUGUGCACAGAUAGUGUGUACACUUAAGAGCACUAUGCUGAAUAAGUUAUAUUAAGUCUAUUUAUUAAAUUAAUGCACUCUUGCAAUGUGGUUUUUUUUGUUAAAAAAAGGUAUCAGUGUUAAUGAAGUAGAUGUCCAUAUUUAUACAGAGCUGUUGUUAACAGAACACUGUUGACAGUGAAACUGCUGUACAUCCUGUUUUUAUUCUUAACAGGAUACUUACUACAGUCUGAUUUUUAAGCUCCGUGUGAACCUUUGUGCACUCACCUCUCUUGCAUGGAAUUCGUGUUAUUUAUGUAUAAAAAUGGAUGUUCCCCAUUUUACUCCUCUUUUAAGGCAAACCCCUUGCAAAUUUGGAAGGAGUUGUUCAGCAAGACUGAUACUGAACAAACAUUGCUGCAUGAGGUUUCACAGGGAGGUGAAAUAUUUUGCUGCCACUGUCUAGUCAUUUAGUUAUAUAUUUAAAAAAUUUCAAGUCUCUUUUCAGUGCUUUCUUGGGGAAAAAUCUGGCUUUGGCGAGGAAGGGAUCUCUUUGGGGUUUUUUCCUCCUCCAGAAUGCCCCCAAAGUCUUUCUUCUGUACAAGUACUGGGGAGAAUGAAGUGGUCUUCAUUAUUCUUGCUUGCUGUUUUCCCCCCUUUCAAUGAAAUUGUGUAUAUUUGGCUUUGUUAUACUUCUCGAUCCACUUCUUAUAACCCUUUCUCUCUUUAGAGAAGCUUUUUCCAUGCCAGCUCAAACCACUGACAUUUCAUUGCCUUCAUCUCUUAAUACUGAAUUUCUUCUACCGUAGAAGGGAUGAUAUUUUUUAAAAAGUCACAGUCGCCUAUAUUGUAAAUACAAGACUUUGCUUAAAAAUGCUCUUUUUGAGAGCACAGUAUUUAAUUUUUUUUAAAUUGUGUACCGAUUACAGAAUAUGUAUCUAUAUAAACAUGGCCCGGUAUAGACCUAGAUUACAGUAACUCUCUCUCUUGUAAGAUAUUAAUUUGAAUUUAAUUUUAUGUAAUUUAUUAUUGAAGAGUGCUUAAUAUUCCAUUUUCUAAGCAUCAGACUCGUGUCUUAAGAAAUCCAAAGGUAGUUUUAGAAAGCGAUCCUAAGUUAAAUCCUCUUGUAAAUAUUAAACAUUACUUAGCCCUGGUUUUGCUUGUCCACCACACGUUACUUGACUACUGUUAGUCCUGUUGUUGUAUUAUUAAGCUUACAGUAGUUUGCUUUCCUCAUUCGUAGAAUUAAACAUUACUGUUUAAUUGUUGUAAAAACUUAUUUAAAAAAAAUCUCUUUGGGUUCUUUGGUUGACCCAAAUAUAAUGUAAGUCUCAAUGACAAAGAGAGAAGCUGGACUGUACGGCCAACUGCCCUGAUCUGGCAAGAACGCUGCGUGUGUGGAAGCUGGCUUCUGUGCGCGCAGCAGCAGAUUGCACACCACAACGGUGAUGCAGGCCCCUCCGCGAUGCCUGGAUGCAAGGUGGGGUGCACUAGCAGGGGCUAGACAUUUUCAUAAGCCACUCGAGCUGGGUCAGGGCCAGCAUGUGGUGUCUGUAGUCAGUCUAAUAUGUUGUGCAAGGCUUUUCUCUACAGCUGCAUGUUUAACGGCAUUCCUUAAGGUAUCUGCCAGCAUGGUCACGCACAUCGUCUUUGUACAAAAACGUUUUAUAAUCUUAAAAUAAAUGGCUGAGAGAUUGUUACCAAAGCAUCCGCUUGCUGGGGGACAGAAGGCAAUCUCCCCCCCCCCUUUAAUGUGUAAAUGUUGGGCAUUUCCCCCAUGAUCUACAGAGAAGAAACAUUUCUCAGCAAGUCAGUUGUAGAUGUCCCUGUGCAAUACCUCCCGAGCAGGUGACUUAAUGGAGUAACUCUCCUCUGGGCCUGACCUCACCUGUUUUUUGCUACCACUGAGCCAAAAGGAGGCAUGCUUGAGGCCACUAGGCUGAAUUACCUAAGCUGUGUCUGAUCCAUAGACUUGGAUGGUGUGGCUAAUGGUAUGAUCUGAACCAAGGUUUGAAAAGAGAGCAGGAGCCUUUCAUCACUUGAGAAAUCUGGCCUUGGGAGGGUGGUUCUAAACUUACAAGCAGCGCAUGUUCUGGAGCUGCUGAAUGUGUUGAUUUCUGGAGCAUCAGCAACUUCUUGGUUAGGAUUCUUGCCCAAGGGUGCAGGUCUAGCAAGCAAAGCACUGCCGAUGAGUUGCCAUGGGACGUUGGCUUGAGCAAAGCCCUUGAAAUGAGCAGUGGCUGUCAGGAUCAAACUCGUAUUUGGUACCUUCUUAAGGACCUUUUGUUUUCCACAACAGGAAUGCAUUUUCCAGAGGGCUGCUGCUUGUACAUGCCUGUGUAUAGUGGUGGAAGUGUUACUGUCAUUUCAUGCUGAAAGGAUGUGUGUCCCCAUUCCCUUAAGAGGCUGCUUAAUGUGGCUGUGGCUAGCUUAGUGGGUAGAACUUGCAAUUUCUGGUGCAUGAUCUGUGCAAAGAAGCCUGUCUGUCCAAAUGCAUCUCAAAGGUUGUUCUAGGAACGUCCCCCAGUUCUGUUCUUCACCCCACCUCUAAUAGAAUACUUCUGAAUACUGUAUGUCAGGUCUGUCGCUGUUUCAUAUACAGGCAUGUAUAAAUGUGUCCAAUAAAAGGAGUCGCUUGCUCCAUACUCCUGAAA
Molecule: messenger RNA, 8290 nt
Organism: Hemicordylus capensis (graceful crag lizard)
Lineage: Eukaryota; Metazoa; Chordata; Lepidosauria; Squamata; Cordylidae
Gene: ZC3H12B
Product: zinc finger CCCH-type containing 12B
Exons: 6
Coding region: 512-3016 (834 amino acids)
Cellular component (GO): nucleus; cytoplasmic ribonucleoprotein granule
Molecular function (GO): RNA endonuclease activity; metal ion binding; mRNA binding
Source: RefSeq, a predicted model, not a curated record